Molecule: messenger RNA, 1266 nt
Organism: Penicillium verrucosum
Lineage: Eukaryota; Fungi; Ascomycota; Eurotiomycetes; Eurotiales; Aspergillaceae
Exons: 3
Source: RefSeq, a predicted model, not a curated record
CUGGCAUAUUACGCAAGCCCACCGCUGUCCCCCAAGCAUUGGGCUGAGCUUGAUCUGCACCGAUCCUGGGACAGCCUCAUGGAUGGCGAUCAACGUAUGAAGCAGAAUGAAAGGUCAAUGUCUCGGUCUGGAAAUGCCGCUCGCAGAGCACCUGGUCGUGCAACAGAGGGUUUUGACCCGGCCAUACAACCACGUGGAGACCAAACGGGGAUGUCGCAACCCCCGGAGCAAGUCCCGAUGUCCUACGACUACGGAUACACAGGCAGCUCCUUCCACGGCGGUUCCCUGCAGUCAAACGACUUGCAGAACUAUCAACCUCAGGACUAUGUACGGGCUCAACGAGCUCAACAAGCACCGGCUAUUCAACCUCAGCGACGGCGUGCGCAGCCUCAUGAUCCCACUGCGUUCUCACCGUAUGAUUCUCCCAUGCUGUACGGGUUCGGUCAGCAGGGUCCAACCCAAGGUCAAUUCGAGGUUGUGCCACAGUACCCGACACGGCAGUCUGCAGCGAUAGAUGUCUUGUCGAACCAAUUUGCCGUUCCACAGUAUUUUGCGCCAGAGGAAUCUGCAGGGUCUGGGGUCGUUGGACUCUCGCCUUAUCUAAAUGCACAACUCCAGCCUUAUAACCAACCCGGUCCCAUGGCACGCCCGAACACCACCCAGUCUUUUCCUGCACCCAUAUCUGAUUUCGCUGCAAUCGGUUCCGGGUCCAUGAACAGAUCCGAUCAACCCCAAACAGAGUCCCAGCAACAGCAGUCGGAUCAGCCCAGUCUAGAGGAGGCCAUCGGACGAUACCAACGCAUCCUGCGCCGUAGUUUUGAUCAAACUCGAGCCGGAAGAUUGGUAGAGGCCGGAGGAUCGUUGAUUGAAAUUUCCGAGUGGCUUGUGACCAAUGCACGGGAUCUUGGCCUCCUCCAUGACGAUAGCAUCCAGUACUCCGACCGUCUGAAGCUAUGGAGCGAAUUCAAUCUAUGCUGGCUAGCCCUCUGUCAAAAACAGAAAGAUUUGAUUAUGGAAGUGAUUGCGACAAGUCAACAACCUGCGCAUACAAGUCUAAUUCGACGAGAUCGCAUGGAGACUAUGGGAAAAGACCUAAUUCAGCUUUGCGAUCAACUUGAACCACACGGGUUGGUGGAUUAUCAAAUGGGAAUAUGGGAAGAAGAAAUAUUGUCCGUCUUGGGCCAAUGUCUUGAUCUCAUGGACAGUAGUCCCGACCUCCACCACAUCCCUACCAGACCCGAACCCACGGCAGUGCCACGACCAUGA